Molecule: messenger RNA, 330 nt
Organism: Talaromyces atroroseus
Lineage: Eukaryota; Fungi; Ascomycota; Eurotiomycetes; Eurotiales; Trichocomaceae
Exons: 4
Coding region: 1-330 (109 amino acids)
Biological process (GO): translation
Cellular component (GO): ribosome; mitochondrion; small ribosomal subunit
Molecular function (GO): RNA binding; structural constituent of ribosome
Source: RefSeq, a predicted model, not a curated record
AUGGUUUUCAUCCUGGGAAAAUCUCUCGAGACUUUCUUUGGCAUCGGUCCCAAUGUCUCCUCCCGCCUCAUGGCCCGCUACCACAUCCACCCGACAGCGAAAAUCGGCGAUUUGGCAAACCCGCAGGUCCUCGAUAUUACAGCUGCGUUGUCCGAAAUGAAGAUUGAAAAUGACCUGCGUCGCCAGGUCCUUGAUGAUAUUAAGCGGUUGAGGGAUACGGGUACUUAUCGUGGAAGGAGGCAUGCAUUAGGUUUGCCUGUGAGAGGACAGAAUACUCGCAACCAGAUUAAAACGGCAUACAAACUCAAUUCGGCAGAAAGGAGACUUUGA